AUGGGGGCGACCGGUCUCACGGGCACUGGGGGACAAGCCACGUGGGUGCUGGCUGGAAAUAUCCUGGCCGCGGCCUUGGUACUGGGUGCGGGUCCGUGUGCGCUUCCACCCUCCUUCCCUGCCCUGGGCCCAGGGUCGCCAUCCCCGCCCGACCCUGUAGGACCCCGGGCAAGCUCACAGCACAGCGAUAUUUCAAGAGACGCCCAAGGUCCCUCAGAGAACGGAGUGAUAUUUCAAAAAUGCUCGCUGGUGUCUGGCCAGAGCGAAUCGCAGACCAUGCAUGUGCAGCUGUCAGUGAACAACACCAGGACGCCCACGUCAGCCAACCUUUCGGACCUGCUUGUGCUGGAUGAUAUCACUGGCCUCACUGUGAAGGAGUCGCCUGGAAAUGUGACUCAGGACGGAAUCCAGACUUUCAGAAAGCGGUUUCUGCAAGUGGGAGAGUGCUACUCCGUCAGCUACAUGGCCUCGCUGGACCCCACCGCCCUUGGGACUGGAGAGAGCCUGGAUCUUCCCGCCCAGCUCAUCUUUCAGAGACCCUCACAGAACAGAACUCAGCUAAGAGCCCACUUUACCAUCACCGUGGAAGAAAAGAUAAUGGUUCUGCCUAACCAUGGUCUCCACACAGCAGGCUUCAUCGCAGCCUUCCUCAUCUCCCUCCUCCUGACCUUGGCAGCCCUGUUCUUCCUGGCACGGGGUCGGUGUCUGCAGGGAAGCAUGCUGUUGAGAUGCCGGGUUCAGCAUCCUGAGAACAAGCUGGAGCCCUCACCCUUCACCUCUGCUAACGGUGUGAGCCAGGACCUUUCCCUCAAUGACCAACUGGUUGACAUCCUGACUUCUGAGGAGCCUGGGAGCAUGCUUCAAGCCCUAGAAGAGUUGGAGAUCGCAACCCUGAAUCAGGCAGAUGCGGAUCUGGAGGCUUGUCGAAACCAGAUUAGUAAGGACAUCAUUGCCCUUCUGAUGAAGAAUCUGAUCAGUGGUGGUCACCUCUCUCCGCAAACAGAAAGGAAGAUGGCUGCUGCUUUUAAAAAGCAGUUUCUGCUGCUGGAAAACGAAAUCCAGGAGGAGUAUGAGCGGAAGAUGUUGGCACUCACGGCAGAGUGUGACCUAGAAGUGAGGAAGAAGACAGAAAACCAGUACCAGAGGGAGAUGGUGGCCAUGGAGGAAGCAGAAGAGGUGUUAAAGCGAGUUAGUGAGAGGUCUGCUGCAGAGUGCAGCAGCCUUUUGCGGACCCUCCAUGGGCUGGAGCAGGAGGACCUGCAGAGGUCCCUCACUCUGCAGCAAGCAGAGGACUUUGCCCAAGCACACAGGCAGCUGGCUGUUUUCCAGAGGAACGAAUUACACAGCAUUGUCUAUACCCAGAUACAGAGUGCUGUUGCCAAAGGAGAACUGAGGCCCGAGGUGGCUAAAAUGCUGCUGCAAGACUAUUCUAAAACACAGGAGAGUAUAGAAGAGCUGAUGGACUUCUUCCAGGCCACCAAGCGAUACCAUCUCAGCAAGAGGUUUGGCCACAGAGAGUACCUGGUCCAGAGACUGCAGGCCAUGGAGACCCGCGUGCAAGGGCUGCUGAGCACUGCAGCUACCCAGCUAACAAGUCUCAUUCAUAAACAUGAGAGGGCUGGCUACUUGGAUGAAGAUCAGAUGGAAAUGCUAUUGGAGCGUGCACAGACAGAAACCUUUUCUAUAAAACAGAAGCUGGACAAUGACUUAAAGCAAGAAAAGAAAAGGCUGCACCAAAAAUUAAUAACCAAGAGACGGCGAGAACUUCUGCAAAAGCACAAGGAGCAGCAGAAAGAGCAGGUGUCCCUUGGCGAGGCCUCCAGCACUGCGGAGGAUGCCAUUCAGUACCUGCAGCAGUGGAGGAGCGUGAUGGCCGAGCACACCACUGCCCUGGAGGAGCUGCAGGAGCGGCUGGACCAGGCUGCCCUGGACGACCUCCGGGUCCUGACUGUGUCACUGUCUGAGAAAGCCACAGAGGAGCUGAGGCGCCUGCAGAGCACGGCCAUGACACAGGAGCUGCUGAAGCGCAGUGCUCCCUGGCUCUUCCUGCAGCAGAUCCUAGAGGAGCAUAGCCGGGAGUCUGCGGCCCGUACCGCGCAGCUGGAGGCAGAGGAGAGAGAGCGUGGCCAGGAGCUGGUGCAGGGCGUGAGGCAGAGGCUACAACAGGAUGCACCGGAGGCUUGCACAGAAGAGCAGGCAGAGCUGAGGCAUUGGGAGCACUUGGUAUUCACGAAGCUCUGCUCUGCGGCCAUCUCACUGUCUGAAGAAGACCUGCUCCGGGUGAGGCAGGAGGCACAGGGCUGCUUCACCCAGCUGGACCGGAGCUUGGCCCUCCCCAGAGUCCGUGCACGGGUGCUGCAGCAGCAGAUGCAGAUGACCUGGCGGGAAGCAGAGUUCCGGAAACUGGACCAGGCUCUGGCUGUGCCUGAGCUGCAGUCCAAGUCAAGAAAGCUGCGUUCCAAGGGCAGAGGCAAGGCGGACCUUCUGAAGAAGAACCUGGAGGAUAAGAUCCGCCUGUUCGAGGAGCGGGCCCCUGAAGACCUGGCUGACCAGGUACGAGGGGAAUUGCUCCAGGAGAGGGUCCAGAGGCUGGAGGCCCAGGAGGCACACUUUGCUGAGUCACUUGUGGCUCUGCAGUUCCAGAAGGUGGCCCGGGCUGCUGAGACCCUCUCCGUCUACACCGCCCUGCUUAGCAUUCAAGACCUGCUGCUGGGGGAGCUGAGUGAGUCGGAGACACUGACCAAGUCAGCCUGCGUGCAGAUCCUGGAGUCCCACAGGCCGGAGCUGCAGGAGCUGGAGAGGAAGCUGGAGGACCGGCUGGUGCAGCAGGAAGAGGCUGAGCAGCGGCGGGUCCUGGAGAGCGGGCAGCGGUGGACGGCUGAUGGACCUGCACUGAGCGAGCCUGAGGAGAUAGAUCCCGAGAGGCAGGUCUCUGCCAUCCUGCGGCAGGCUCUGAACAAGGGCCAGAAGCUACUGGAACAGUAUCAGCAGAGGGUGAGAGAGGAGCAGCAGAACAGUGCAGUGCUGGAAGAUUCUCUGGAAAGCAUGGAGACCGACACCAUGGCCAGCCUCUGCAGCCAGGGACUGAGGCUGGUGUCCUACCUCUCGAGGAUGACAAUGGUGCCGGGGAGCACUCUACUGAGACUCCUGAGCGUGGUGCUUCCUGCAGCUUCGCAGCCUCAGCUACUGGCCUUGCUGGAUGCAGUCAGCGAGAAGCACUCAGACCACACAGCAGAGAAUGAGAGUGGUGGUGAGCAGGCGCAGGCGGAGCAGAGCAAGAGGAGAAAACACCAGAGCUGGUGGAAAGCUUUGGACAGCAGGUUCAGAGCAGAUCUGGUGAGUCAAGGACUGGAGAGGAUGCUCUGGGCCCGCCGGAAGAAGGAGAGCAUAUUGAAGAAGAGAUAUGUUCCUGUCCAGGAGAGGGUGGUGUUCCCUGGGAAAGGAAGCUGGCCGCACCUGUCCCUAGAGCCCAUCGGAGAACUGGCGCCCAUCCCCAUCACAGGGCUAGACACUAUGGACAUAUUAAACACAGGAGAAAAGAUCUUUGUAUUCAGAAGCCCAAAGGAGCCUGAGAUCUCUUUGCGUGUUCCUCCCAGGAGGAAGAAGAAUUUCCUGAAUGCCAAGGCAGCCAGCAGAGCCUUGGGCUUGGACUGACCCAAGGGGAAGCACCAGGAAGUGUCUCAAGACAGGUGCAUCAUUCCUCUGGCCCACUGGGUUGGUCUGUCUGUCUGUAUCAUACAGCUUGCAGUAUACACAUGCUUGCAGCAUUGACACAGAGCCAUACAAAUUGGCUCUCUCAGAUCCAGUCUCUUGUGCCACAGGACACAAACAUACCUUCCUUCUCUGUCCAUAUUACCAAAAGCUAGAGGGGUCCCACCUUACCCCACCUUCCUCACACAGCCUAUUGCUGGGAUGUGUCCCCACCCAGUUUAUGUGAGGAAUGUGCAGCUCUCUGUUCUUACAAUGUGUGUUACAUGCUCUGUUUUUUUUUUUUUUCAUAAAGGGAACUUUAAAAAUUGGUGUGUAAUAGUGGGCCUCAUUUUUGCUUUAUGUGGGGCAGUUUGUGCUUGCUUUCACCAGUGCUUUGGUUCCCCGUGGUGGGCUCCUACAGAAAGACCCAGCCCUUCCUACAGAGGCUCAAAUGUGCCAGCCCUUGAAUUGCCAGUUCAAGGUAGGGGUAUUUUUCUCAUUUUGCAAUGAGGAUAUUCAGGAGAAGUAGGGCCCCAAAGCUGAUAAAUAGUAGAACAAGGGCUCCUGGUCUGUGGUCCAAGCCUUGGUCCAUUCUCUGGGUCUCGAUCAAUGAACAUGUUCAGGGCUCCAUCUCUGCAGGUAUUGAGAAGCCAUCUCCAGCCUUCAUAGCUUACACAGACCUGUGCAUCCUGAUACUCUCAUGCUCAUGACAGUGGUCAGGCCUUUCAUGUCUCUUUGGGGCAAGACGUUAAUAAGAAGAGAAUCCCAUGACCACCAAGGGAUGAACAGGUCACUGGUGAAGCUUCUGAACUGCAGCUGUGCCUCCUACCCAACCCCCAUCGUCCACCCCCGCCAGGCUUCCUUUAAGGCUUAGCGCUGAUAUCCUGGCCACAGGGUUCCAUCCUAAGGAGCCAGUCAGCCACUUCACUCCAUCAGUAGAGACACAAGGGGAGCAGUUUGUAUCCCAGAGGGGCUGAUGUACCUCAUGGAUAUCCAGUGCAAAAAGCAUAGACAGAGGAAGAACGACUUUGCCCUUUGUGAUAUCGUGGUUCAAGAGUAUUUGCGGUCUCCCUUGUAUCUUUAGGCAUCCCAGUGCUGUGGGCCACAGUGCAUCUGGGAGCCUGCACCCAGUGAUGUGGCAUCUGCCCAGUGCUGGAGGGACUGGGAAAGGCUGAGGUACUUCCUUCCUUCUGUGAGGGCCAGAAGCACACCCCA
Rattus rattus (black rat) is the source of this 4905-nucleotide messenger RNA. It is a transcript of the gene Evc2, whose product is annotated as EvC ciliary complex subunit 2. The record is from RefSeq and is a predicted model, not a curated record. Lineage: Eukaryota; Metazoa; Chordata; Mammalia; Rodentia; Muridae. Gene Ontology annotation, cellular component: plasma membrane protein complex; ciliary membrane. The transcript is spliced from 20 exons. Bases 1 to 3654 code for a protein of 1217 amino acids. Gene Ontology annotation, biological process: smoothened signaling pathway.